Molecule: messenger RNA, 1340 nt
Organism: Nematolebias whitei (Rio pearlfish)
Lineage: Eukaryota; Metazoa; Chordata; Actinopteri; Cyprinodontiformes; Rivulidae
Gene: rbm41
Product: RNA binding motif protein 41
Exons: 7
Coding region: 31-1284 (417 amino acids)
Biological process (GO): mRNA splicing, via spliceosome
Cellular component (GO): U12-type spliceosomal complex
Molecular function (GO): pre-mRNA intronic binding; U12 snRNA binding
Source: RefSeq, a predicted model, not a curated record
ACACCGGAACUGGACCUCUGAACGGAAAUCAUGCGAAGGGUGAGCCGACAAGCCUGCGAGGAGGGCCCGGUGCUGGAGGAGCAGGAGACGGAGGGUCAGCGCCAGCUGCACAGCCUCCUCCUGCAUCAGCUCCACACCCACGUCGACAUCGACCGAUGUGUGGCCAAGAAGCAGUGCUUCGCCCCCGCAGCCCUCUAUCGGCCGUUUGGGGAGCAGGCGGCCGGAGUGAGGAGCCUGUCCCAGUUCCAGGCUCUGCAGGACGGAGACAAGGAGCUGGUCGGCCUGCGGGAGCUGGGCCUGACCGACGCUGAGAUCCAGCUGUGGCGGAGCAGAGACGCUCCGGAGGCCACGGAGAAGUCCCACGGCGUGCGUGCAGCUCCGGAUGCGAGGCGGCAGCGUCUGCAGGUGAUCAGAGACAAGAUGGAGGCCAGGGCAGAGCUCCUGUCCCGCCCUCAACGCUUCAACGCCAGCCGCCCGCUGUCCCGCCGGGAGAUGGAGAUCGAGCAGGCGUUGUUUCAUGGGAACGAGCGGCUGGGGUUCCUCACGGCGCUCUAUCAUCGAGAUGAAGAUGAUAAAAAUAACCAGCAGGGGGCGUCAUCCUCCGACCCAAUGGACUCCGUCUACAGAGAUGUUCUCAGCUGCCAAGCUUCUCUUCCAGACACGGAGAGACGGCACAGCUCUGCGACCGACCAAUCAGGACGCUCCCAGAGCCUUGACAGCCAAUCAGCAGCCUCGUCUGACCCUGGGUCAGAUCUGCAGGAGGAUCAAAGGUCAGGUUCAAAGGCCUCCGAGCAGCAGGUCACUCCGGACCAGUCAGAGCCUCCUGCAGCUCCUCACGUUCAGAUCCGUCUAAACCAGCCAAUCGGCAGCCUGCGUGGAGCGGCGGGGGCGGGGCCAGGCGGACCUCUGACCGUCAGAGGAGAGAUCCAGGCGGUGACGAACGAAGAGAUCCUGAAGAACCGCGGAUCCGAGGAGGAGAUCCGGAGCAUCCCGAGGUUCAGAAACUACCAGCCAGGAAAAGUGUCCAAGGUUCUGUGUGUGAAGAACCUGAGUCCGCAGGCUUCGGUGGCCCAACUGGUGGCGCUAUUCUCCAGGUUCGAGCAGGAGAGCGGGCCGCCGGUUCUUUACCGACUGCUGACGGGCCGGCUGAAGGGUCAGGCCUUCAUCACUCUGCCAGACGGCGAAACGGCCCAGAAUGCAUUGCAGUUGGUCCACGGGUACCGGUUGCUAGGGAAACCGCUGGUGGUUGAGUUUGGUCGAGGGCGACAAGAAGAGGAGAAAUAAAAGUGUCUCAGCAAAAAGGCUGAGAAAGAUGUAAUUAUAGAUAAUAUUUAUCUUUU